Molecule: messenger RNA, 918 nt
Organism: Rotaria sp. Silwood1
Lineage: Eukaryota; Metazoa; Rotifera; Eurotatoria; Philodinida; Philodinidae
Source: the annotation of a GenBank genome assembly
AUGAAUCUUUUAAUAUCACGUCAUAUCGUACGCCCAUUUCUAUUGAAAAAUUUUCUUCAUCUUCAUGUAUCACUACCACCACCACCACCACCAUCAUCAUCAUUCUCUAUAAUUCUAAAACGUUUUUCAUCAUCAUUAAAUAAUAAAAAUACUAAUACUAAUACUAACAACCAGAUAGAACAAUCGACUUUAAAUAAUAGAAAAGAUUAUGAAAAAUCAUUUCAACAAUUUGAACGUAAUGAAAAAAAUCGUCGUGUUAAUAUAGCACUUUAUAUGAGUUCAAUAGCUAUAUUAAUGCUUGGUUUAACUUAUGCAUCUGUACCUUUGUAUAAAAUGUUUUGUGAAGCAACAGGUUUUGAUGGAAUUAUAAGAAAUAUUGAAGAUGAAGAGAUUGUUUCAGCAAAUGUAAGACAAUUAUUUCAACGAUUAGAUAAAUCACAUCCAUCAAUACGAAUACAUUUUUCAUCUACACCAUCAUCACUCUUACCAUGGACAUUUGUACCAGAACAACCAGAUAUAACAAUUCAACCAGGUGAAACAGCUUUAGCAUUUUAUCGAGCUAAAAAUGAAUCGAAUCGACCAAUUAUUGGUAUAGCAACAUAUAAUGUACAACCAUCACAAGCAGCAUUUUAUUUUAAUAAAAUUCAAUGUUUUUGUUUUGAAGAACAACGUUUAGAACCGGGUGAAGAGAUUGAUAUGCCAGUAUUUUUUUAUAUUGAUCCAGAUUUUGUUCGAGAUCCUAGUUUACAAGGUGUUCGUGAUAUUAGUUUAUCGUAUACAUUUUUUGAAAGUAAAGGAACAGAACAUUUGGCUUUAAUGGGUGGUGAUCCAGCAAUGGCACAUAUAAAAUUAAAACCAAGUGAAGCCUUACCAUAUGCACAUCGACAGAGUGAUAAAAUAAAAACUGUUCCUGUCUAG